Colletotrichum lupini is the source of this 3090-nucleotide messenger RNA. RefSeq lists its product as uncharacterized. Lineage: Eukaryota; Fungi; Ascomycota; Sordariomycetes; Glomerellales; Glomerellaceae. The transcript is spliced from 10 exons. The coding region runs from base 1 to 3090 and encodes 1029 amino acids. The record is from RefSeq and is a predicted model, not a curated record.
AUGACCAACCAUAUACCGCAGACGAGCAGCCUCCCGUCUGCACGGGCCCUAAAGCGGUCCGUCAACGUCUGCAGCGGCCCCAUCCAAUAUCAUGCUGACUGCCCUGUUCAGCGAUCCGUAACUCAAUCAAAAGAAGUGUGGGUGCGAGACUGGAGACACGCAUCUUGCGGAACAACGGCCACAACCACAGUCCCGGCAGCUUUCCGUCACAGCUCUGUUCAGGCAUCCCCAAAUGGUUCCGGGAGUGUCAAGGAAGACCGGCUUGAUCUGUGUCAUCUUCAACCUACCCACAUCUUCAAAGCAGGUCUGACCUAUUCUGGAUAUCGUUUGCAGCACACGCCGCUUUGCCGUCAGACAGACAUCAACAAGGACGGGAGAUGGCUUGAGCGUCCCGUUGCAUCUUGUCACUUUUGGCAUCUGCCACACACACAUGCUGUCACUUUUGGCAUGAGGGCUAUUACCCAUCGGAUGAGCAGCGAGCCGACCAUCGGGCUGCCAGAUAUGGGCUUCCAGACUUCCGGCACGGUCCGGACGGAGGGGUCAUUGGAGGGUCUUCUUCGAAGAUAUGCAAUUAACCCUGCUACGAUAUCUCGGAAAGCCAAUUCAAACAGGCCUGAUCGCUUUCCGAACGAUAUCGAUGGACCAACCGCAUAUCUUGGCCACUCGUACCUCGGACUCUUGGAUCCGUUCCACACUAGCAACAAAAACAUCUUUGGGAUGAUUCUGCUUUCUCCCAUUUGUUCAGAGUUGCUGGACUUGCCACUAGGACCUGUCGACAAGGACGCUCCCGGGCCUAUCGUGCGUUCAUCCAGCGUUUGUGAAGCCAUCCACAACCAUGGAAUACCGGGUGGGCCCCGCACACUUCACCUUCCGCCGGACCCCAUCCGCCUUCAUUACCCGUUCCGUGGCGAACCCAAAGACUGUCUUUCGUCGAGCUUCCCAUACUGUUUUCUUCCCUUCUUCGUGGAUAUAUACCGCUCGUGUACGACACUGGAUGACGGGAACUGGGAAGCAAGAGCCUCUUUUCAGAAUCAAAUCACUCUUGGACAUAUUGUCACACAACACCCUCCUGUUCACCCUGAGACCCGUCUCGUCUCGUCCUCCCCCCUCUACCACGACAUGUUUACAAGAACCUCUGCUCGCUUCGAGCUUCUCUCCCAGAUCCUCCAAUGUCUCAGACUCAAACUCAGACAUUUGACAGACAAUGUUCCCAGAGUCCGUUUGCCAUUGCGAAUGUUCAGGAGAGAUACCGAAGAAAACAGCACCGACAGAUGGGAACAUUGCACCCGCCUCAUACGCCAGCGGAUGCGUGAUAUCUUCUGGGUCGGGGUGAUUUACCUCGCUAGCGAAUUGCUCAUAUGGAGUCUCUUCCUGGGUCUGUACGAAGUCCGACUUGACUACCUGUCACCCAUCAUUGGCAUGGCUGUGGUGUUCUGUUUCAUGUUCGCGAUUUCAUACCUUUGUCCGGAGUCAGAAAGCUUCUACCACCGCCACAUCAAGUACAAGGUCGACUUCAUCAAUAGCAACUUGGGCAUUGGCUUUCCGGUGCCCAUCGUCAUGAUUACUAAGGAUAGACUGCUUGGCGGUAAGGGCAUUGGAAGGGUAAUUGGAAACUUUGUGAACACCAACGUCGUCUUUUGGGUAUUGAUCUUCCUGCUUUCUUGGGGCAUCUUUGCCGGGAUACUCAGAAUUCCAGCCUUUCCCCUUCGCGAAUCUGAAAAGAGAAGCGACGAUGACACCGAAGUCGACCAACCAUGGCAGUCUGGCGGGCAAGACACUCCUAUACCACGCAUCCAGAUGCCUCCUCCAACCCUCAGCCGCAGGCCUUCCGAGUCAACGACCCUACACGGAACCACGAUCAACGGAUACCAUACCGAUAAGGAAGCGGGACUGGGUCCAGAUUCGAGGACCGUCUCGGCUUACUUCACCGAUAGUGACUGUCCGACCCCUGUCCCACCUCCGAGCCCACUGGGCCACUAUCAAGAUCGGACAUCGCUUUCCAGCUCGCAGCAGCCCCAAGUCUCGAGCGGAAAGGGUACCCAAAGGUUUAGCUGGCUCAAGGAGUGCUACCCAAUCGUUCUAUCAAUCUUGCUCCUACUCACCGUAGGCAUCCCUGUCUCGUAUGCCCUAGGCGAUGACCGCAUCCUCGAUGGAUGCAUGCUGUGGUUCACCUGGAUCAGCAGCACAAGACUGCAGCGCAAUUUUGGACGCAGCGACAUCCUCUCCAGCGUACAAGGGCUCAAGAUGACUAUCACGACACUGCUUAACCCGGUCCUCCUAAUGACCCUCGGCAUGAUAGCCUACACUCGUGCCAAAGCCGCUGCCACGGGCACGCCCAUUAAUGAAACGAUGUCCCAAUUCUCGCGCGGUAGGACUCUCUCCCUCAUCUGGACCUCAAAGGUAUCGGGAUCUUACCUCACGAGCGACUGGUUCGGCGCCGGCGACGCGGCCAUCUCGAUCCUUGAGGUCGGCUUCGUUGUCUGGGGGUUCAAGCUUUACGAGUGUCGGAAGCAAAUCUGGUCUCGCGCCGGCGCAGCCGUGGUUGUUCUUUCGACUAUCUUUGCGGCACUCAACAUCUUUGUGUCCGUCCUGCUCGGCAGAGCGGUUGAUCUCGGGCCUCGUGAGGCGCUCUCCUUUGCAGCGCGCUGCACGACGCUGGCACUGGCGCGACCUGCUAUAGAGGCGGUCUAUGGGAACGAUGUCGUCACCGCGGCACUGGUGGUGAGCAACGGCAUAUUGGGACAGCUGAUGUACCCGUCCAUGCUGAGGAAGCUGGGAUUUGACUCAGCUAGAGAGUCGCACAUUGACGUGGACGAAGAAGAAGACGAGAGACCGAGAGACGAUGCGCUUACCAUUGGGGUAGGGACGGCGAUUGGCAUCAACGGCGCGGCCAUGGGCGUCUCCUAUCUCUAUGAGAGGAAGAGCCGGGCUGCGCCUUAUGCUGCUCUCUCGAUGACCGUGUUUGGGAUCUUUACUGUCGUCUUCAGUGCGGUCGAACCGUUUACGACUACCUUGAUGAAGCUUGCCGGCAUGGGACCGGACAGAGUCCCAUAUGGCGGCGCUCUGGUUGAUGUACGCAGCAUAGCAUAG